Telopea speciosissima is the source of this 1176-nucleotide messenger RNA. RefSeq lists its product as uncharacterized. The transcript has a single exon. The coding region runs from base 1 to 1176 and encodes 391 amino acids. The record is from RefSeq and is a predicted model, not a curated record. Lineage: Eukaryota; Viridiplantae; Streptophyta; Magnoliopsida; Proteales; Proteaceae.
AUGAACAAGGAGGUCCCAGGAACCGUCAAGAAUCAAGAUUCGCAUAUGACAAAGUUUGAGCAAGCUCUGAAUGACAAGGUCUUGGAACUUCAAGAUCAGCUACAAGAAGUCAUAAAGGGAAAGAACCAGGCCUCAAUCCAUAAUUUCCACUUUACGACAGAUCUCGCAUUUAUAGAUGAGGUAUGGUUUGAACCUCUCCCAAAAGGGUUUAAGAUGCCAGUCGUAGAACAAUACGCCGGCGCCACCGACCCAGAGGAUCACCUGGAAACUUUCAAGUCCCUCCUGUUCUUCCAAGGCACUUCCGACGCUAUAUUGUGCAGAGCCUUCCCCUCCACUCUGAAGGGGGCAAUGCGUCAAUGGUUUUCUCGUCUUCCACCACGAUCUCUCUCUAAUUUCACAGCCCUAGGCCGGGCCUUCUUGGCUCACUUCGUGAGCAGCAGGGUACACAAGAAGAUAGCUGCCAAUCUUUUGGCUAUAAAGCAACAAUCAGAAGAAUCCAUCAGAAGUUUUCUUACAAGAUUUAAUAAAGAAGCCCUACAGGGGCAAAACUUGGAUCUAAUGGAGAAGUUUCAAGCUCUGCGAAGUGGAAUCCGGGAUACAGAGUUGAAAAAGUCAUUAAUCAUGGACGAACCAGGAGAUAUGUAUGAACUUUUCUCGAGAUGUGAAAAGUAUAUUAACUUGGCUGAAGUCCUUGCGGCAGAAAGAGAAGAUAAAACCGAGAAGAAAGCUCAAGAGAAGAAGGAAGAAAUCCCCCGAGAGGCCGGCUCGAAGCUUAACCGAGAUGAUGUUGAUGGAAAGAAUAGGAGAGAUGAUAGGAAAGCUUGGGUUCCUAGGGCUGUAUAUCGAGAAUUCGAGCCAAGCUAUAUUGCCCUGACCCAUGCCCGGGCACAUAUAUUAAACGAGAUCAAAGAUCAGACGACACUACGCUGGCCAGCCAAAAUGGUCAAGCCAGCCCACGAGCGCAACAAGAAUAAGUACUGUCGUUUUUACCAAGAUCAUGGUCACAAUACCGAGGAAUGCAGACAGUUAAAAGGUGAGAUAGAGGCGCUCAUCCAGAGAGGGCGUCUCAGUAGAUUCGUCAAGAAAGAGGCGAAUGAUCGAAGGACAAAUUACAGAGCUCGAGAGCCCGAGGGAAGGCGGAGAUUACCCCCUAAGGCUGAUAAAGAACUCCCCUGA